Messenger RNA from Brassica oleracea var. oleracea, 1058 nucleotides. Its product is annotated as protein YIPF1 homolog. Gene Ontology annotation, molecular function: small GTPase binding. Gene Ontology annotation, biological process: vesicle-mediated transport. Lineage: Eukaryota; Viridiplantae; Streptophyta; Magnoliopsida; Brassicales; Brassicaceae. The coding region runs from base 53 to 895 and encodes 280 amino acids. Gene Ontology annotation, cellular component: membrane; Golgi apparatus. The transcript has 6 exons. The record is from RefSeq and is a predicted model, not a curated record.
UGGAUGAGAGAGAGAGAGAGAGAGAGAGAGAGAGACGGAGGAGGAGAGGAAGAUGAUGACCGGCGGGAACUACACGACUAUCGACGACAGCCAAAAAGUCUCUGGAUCCGUACCUUCUGUUCCAGAUCCAGGUCACACCACCGUCAAAUUCGCAGAAUCAAAUCUUCAAACCUUUCCUCCAUCUCAGGGCAAGAUCUCUGGUGGUAGUAAUCCUCUUCGUGAUGCUGACGAUACAUUUUCUGGGCCUGGUAACGGUAGCACAGAUGAACCUCACUCUGGUGGUUGGCUCCAUAAGUUCACUGUUGGUGCGUACAAGCCCUUCUUUGAUGUCGACACUUCGGAUGUUAUGGACAGACUCAAAGAAUCUCUCUUCCCAUUCCGUGGAACUUUUACAGAGAAGACUGCCGAUAAGCCUGACUUGUAUGGUCCGUUCUGGAUAUGCACGACUUUGAUAUUCGUGGCAGCAUCCAUCGGCACAUUUGUCACGUACGUAGCACACAAAUGGAAGAAACAAGAAUGGAACUACGAUAUCAAUCUGGUGACUUGGUCUGCAGGAGUGUUCUACGGCUAUGUCACGAUCGUUCCUCUCGCCUUAUAUGUCGUUCUCAAAUACUUCUCUGCACCUUCAGGCCUAGUUCAGCUCUUCUGUCUCUACGGCUAUUCCCUUUUCAUCUUUAUCCCUGCAUUGUGUCUCUCAGUCGUGCCAGUGGAGAUCUUCAGAUGGGCUAUCGCAGGUGUAGCAGGGUUCAUGUCUGCGACUUUUGUUGCUCUGAACCUCAAAGCGCAUAUCAAUUCCGCUGGGGAGAGAUCGAUCCUGAUAAUCGCAAGCAUCUUUCUAUUGCAGCUGGGGCUUGCGGUUGUGCUGAAGCUCUAUCUCUUCACUGUCACAGUAUGAUCCAUAUUUUUUUUCUUAUAAUCUGUAGAUUCAUUCAUAAACGUUUUCUCCUCCUAAGAGAUCUAUCCAAAAUUUUCUUACUGUUUGGAAAACUGAGCUCCAGGAUUCCAUUUCAUUUAUUUACUUUGUAGAAAACAGUGUAAGAAUAAUAAAAUCGAUUUGU